GCCAUGUAAACAACGUGACUUGCAAAAAAGCUAUAGCGUUACCCAGUAAGCAAACACCAUGGCAACUGCACAUCUGCAUUAAAAAAGCAGUGAGUGGACUGAUCAUCAAAAGCAAAAAAGAUUAUUUUUUGGUUGACAAGAAGUCUGCAUUGACAAAUUAAAGAUCAAAUUACAAGAUGGGUUGUGGUUCAUCCAAUGUGGUGGCUCCAGAGUUAGCACCAUCGAAACCACCGCCUGAAUCUCAAGACCUUUCCUCUUCAAGUAUUUCCCUCACCGGAAGCAGACAGAGUGUGAAAAUUCGACAAAGAAAAGCACGAUCGAGCGAUGCCUUACAGAGUGGCAGCACAGCAUCAUUGAGUUCUGAGAUCGAGCAGGAUGCUCAAGCCUCUGAAGUCACAUCAAUUAGCUCUCGAAAUAUCUCAGGCAAAUCCAAAGCAAGUGCUUCUAGUGGAGACAGUGGCCUGGGGGAAGAGUACAAGGAGAUCAUCACUGACAAAUCUGAUGAAACCCUGAGAGAAAAUGCCAGCAUUCCAGGAGAGCUGGAGAAACCAUCUUUAUCCAUUGACGGUUCAGGUGUCAACAACGAUAGAGGUAGAUCUAAGUCUACAGGAAGCAACUCAUCUGAGAAAGAGCAGCCUCUCCCAAAUGGUAUAAGACAUGUCAAGUUUGCAGAGAAGAUAAUUGGUGAGCUACCUGAUUCUCCGAGCAUCCUCAAGAGACCGGUAUCAAGAGGAGGCGUGGCAUUCGAUGUUGUUGUCGGAGACAACUUGUCACCACAGAUGCCAGUGUUUAGUAGCAGUGCUAAACGAAGAAAGAGGCUUUCGUAUCAAGAGCUACAAGAAAAACAAAAAUUAGUGGUACAACGAAAAAAGGAACGAGAGCAAAUGAUUGUUGAGAGACUAAGAGCAAAAGAAGAGCGAGACAAACAAGUCAGGGACGCUUUGGAUAAAUUUGCUGAGAUGCAGACAGAGCUAACAAGCAUCAAACAAAAGAAACAAGAAGUGACAACAGAAAAUCGAGAGGCCUAUUUGAGCUCACUGAGGGAUAAGCUUCGAGAGAAGUCAGAACACGUCGACGAGGUAAAGACUGCUAAGAAGGCUAAGAAAUUAGUACCUCUGAACAAGCCACCCAAACCUAACGCAGGAAGACAGGACAAUCCAGUUAACCUAAGAGCAAAUUAGAUAUAAUUAUUAUAGUUAUUUUGUAAAUACAUUAUUACACAGAAAACGUAGUUAUUUUUUUCAACAGAUGCAAAUAAUUAUACAAUGAAAUAGA
Molecule: messenger RNA, 1275 nt
Organism: Halichondria panicea
Lineage: Eukaryota; Metazoa; Porifera; Demospongiae; Suberitida; Halichondriidae
Product: histone-lysine N-methyltransferase, H3 lysine-79 specific-like
Exons: 3
Coding region: 177-1181 (334 amino acids)
Biological process (GO): regulation of microtubule polymerization or depolymerization; neuron projection development; microtubule depolymerization
Cellular component (GO): neuron projection; cytoplasm
Molecular function (GO): tubulin binding
Source: RefSeq, a predicted model, not a curated record